Messenger RNA from Alnus glutinosa, 2008 nucleotides. Its product is annotated as probable WRKY transcription factor 31. The transcript has 5 exons. Bases 174 to 1931 code for a protein of 585 amino acids. Lineage: Eukaryota; Viridiplantae; Streptophyta; Magnoliopsida; Fagales; Betulaceae. The record is from RefSeq and is a predicted model, not a curated record. Gene Ontology annotation, molecular function: DNA-binding transcription factor activity; sequence-specific DNA binding. Gene Ontology annotation, biological process: regulation of DNA-templated transcription.
UAAUACACAAAAUAUUCAUUAUUCAAACACCAGCACCACUCGACUACUUCUUCUUUGGUCAUCUUCUAGAGUCUCCAACCCCCCCUUUUAUUGCCGAGUCCAUUGCACCGUUUCAGAGACUUUUACACAUCUCUCUCUAUCUCUCUCUCUCUCUUCUCAUUUCCUUUGCAUUUAUGGCCAAAGGAAGUGGACUAUCCAUUGAUUCAGCAGAUCCAUUUGGGUUCUUUCCACACCGGCCAAUAGUACUCAACUCAUUCCCUGAAGACAGCAACAACAACAACAACAUCAUCAGCAGAAAUAUUCACAAGUGGAAGCUCUCUACCAUGGAUGCCACGCUCAACAGGUCGCCUCCUUCAUCCAGUACUAUCCAAUUCCCACUCAACCUUAACUGCUCCCAUCACCACGAAGAUUCUCCUCCGCUGUCCGAUGAUAAACGGAUGGUCAUCGAUGAGAUGGACUUCUUCGCCGAGAAAAGCCACGACAACGAGGCUUUCUCUACCGAUAAAAAAGAUUUAGACUGUCCGACCUCGUUAGAGUUUAACGUUAACACUGGCUUGAAUCUUCUUACUACGAACACCAGUAGCGACCAAUCCAUGGUGGACGACGGCAUAUCACCGAACGUGGAAGAUAAACGAGCUAAAAGCGAGCUGGCUGUUCUUCAAGCUGAGCUUGAGCGAAUGAAGGCGGAGAAUCAGCGUCUAAAAGAGAUGCUUAAUCAGGUUACUACUAAUCACAAUGCCCUCCAGAUGCAUUUCGUUACUCUUACGGAUUCUCAGAAAGCCCAAAAGACUGAAGAAAAUGGUUUGGUAGAUGGGAAAGUAGAGGGUAAAAAUAUAGUAGUGCCAAGACAGUUCAUGGAUCUUAGACUUGCUACUAAUGGCGAUAUUGCUGAUGAGAAUUCGCUGUCUUCAUCGGAAGGGAGAAGCCACGAUCGGUCAGGAUCGCCGCCCGGAACUAACGGAGAAGUCAAGGCACCCAAGGAGGGGAUCGUGUUUGAUCAUCAGGAUAAGAAGGAAGAACAUGGUUGUAAAAUUGGGAGAGAGGAUAGCCCGGAUCAACAAGGAUGGACUCCUAAUAAGCUUCCUAGAUUCAAUUCUCCAAAAGAAGUCGAUCAAACGGAGGCCACAAUGAGGAAGGCCCGCGUCUCCGUUAGAGCUCGAUCGGAGGCAGCCAUGAUCACUGAUGGGUGCCAAUGGCGGAAGUAUGGGCAGAAGAUGGCUAAGGGAAACCCAUGUCCUCGAGCUUACUAUCGAUGCACCAUGGCCAAUGGUUGCCCAGUUCGGAAACAAGUACAAAGAUGUGCAGAAGAUCGGACAAUCCUGAUAACAACAUACGAAGGCAAUCACAGCCAUCCCUUGCCGCCGAACGCCAUGGCAAUGGCAUCCACAACAUCAUCAGCAGCAAAAAUGCUGCUGUCGGGGUCUAUGUCUAGCGCCGACGGGCUAAUGAACUCGAAUUUCCUCACAAGAACACUCCUGCCAUGCUCCUCCAGCAUGGCAACAAUCUCAGCAUCAGCUCCAUUUCCCACUGUUACAUUGGAUUUAACUCAAUCCCCCAACCCAUUACAAUUCCAAAGGCCACCAAGCCAAUUCCAAAUCCCAUUGCAGCUGCCUCAAAUAUUUGGUCAAGCACUUCAAAACCAGUCAAAAUUUUCUGGUCUACAGAUGUCACAAGACAUGGACCCUGCCCAUUUGAGUCACCAGCUACAAGCAUUGCCGAUGAACCAGGCGCAGCAAAACUCGCUUUCCGACACGGUUUCCGCCGCCACCGCCGCCAUUGCGGCGGAUCCCAACUUCACUGCGGCGCUUGCAGCAGCCAUCACUUCUAUUAUUGGUAGCAAUAAUGCUAACCUCACAAACACCGCCAACAGCAAUGGCAACAAUAUUACUAGUACUACUAGCAACAGCAAUUCAAGUUUUCAAGGCAAAUAAGGCUACUUUUCUGUUUAAUUUCCUUUUCGGGGCCAAAAAAUGAGACUAUACAUGUUCAUUUUCUUUGUUUUUCUUCA